AUGUGUGAGUGUCUGCGUUACCCCUCAGCGGUCUCUGAUGAUUAUGGCCAGAGAGCCCAGGGCCGCUGCACCUCCCAGUCUAUGUCCCAGGACUGCUCCAGCCACAGCCCAUCCGUCACCUCCUGGAGCCCCAUGGCCUCUGCAAGGUCUGUCUUAUUAACUAGCACCAUUAAGGGGGACUCCCCCGCACCCUCUCGUCCCCAACGCCUCCCCCGGUCUACUCCGUCAACCAUGAACACCAGGGCAUCGCAGCCCUCCAUGUGGUCUUUCCUCAGGGCUUGCAUACCCCCCUGGCCCGGGCCAGAGUCUGGCUCCAACGAGCCAACAUUGAAGCCCACGGUGGGGGUGGCAUGGGCCAGCUCACCCUUCUCAAGACAGUGGAGAAGGGUGGACUUCACUGCCCUGUCCAGGUCCACUAGAACGACUUUGGACAUAUGCAUGUGAGACUGUCUGCACAGGGCCAGGCCCAUGACAGACAGGACAUUAGGUUUUUAUGAAGGAUGGAGGUUUCUGCAGAUCUCUGAUGGUUGGAGUCCAUCCAAGCUUUUCCCUUAAAAGCCCAAUGAGUGGAGCAGAUCAGUUAAGCAUCCAAGGCCUUGAAUUGUAUUAUAACCGCUUCAGUUAUUAUCAGCGAAGUCGUGAUGCCUCUUCAUAGUGUUGGUUGGUGAGGAUGCAAUCCAGCUGUAUAUCAAUGAUGUCGCUCUUGCUGCUGGUGACUCUCAGAUCCACCUCUACGCAGACGACACCAUUUUGUAUACAUCUGGCCCUUCAUUGGACACUGUGUUAACAAACCUCCAAACGAGCUUCAAUGCCAUACAACACUCCUUCAGUAGCCUCCAACUGCUCUUAAACACUAGUAAAACUAAAUGCAUGCUCUUCAAUCGAACGCUGCUGGCACCCGCCCACCCGACUAGAAUCACUACUCUCGACGGGUCUGACCUAGAGUAUAUGGACAACUACAAAUACCUAGGUGUCUGGUUAGACUGUAAACUCUCCUUCCAGACUCACAUUAAGAAUCUCCAAUCCAAAGUUAAAUCUAGAAUCGGCUUCCUAUUUCGCAACAAAGCCUCCUUCACUCAUGCUGCCAAACAUGCCCUCGUAAAACUGACUAUCCUACCGAUCCUUGACUUCGGCGAUGUCAUUUACAAAAUAGCCUCCAACACUCUACUCAGCAAAUUGGAUGUAGUCUAUCACAGUGCCAUCUGUUUUGUCUCCAAAGCCCCAUACACUACCCACCACUGUGACCUGUACGCUCUUGUUGGCUGGUCCUCACUACAUGUUUGUCGUCAAACCCACUGGCUCCAGGCCAUCUAUAAAUCACUGCUAGGCAAAUCCCUGCCUUAUCUUAGCUCAUUGGUCACCAUAGCAGCACCCACCCGUAUUCUGCGCUCCAGCAGGUAUAUCUCACUGGUCAUCCCCAAAGCCAACACCUCCUUUGGCCGCCAUUUCUUCCAGUUCUCUGCUGCCAAUGACUGGAACGAAUUGCAAAAAUCUCUGAAGCUGGAGACUCUUAUCUCCCUCACUAACUUUAAGCAUCAGUUGUCAGAGCACCUUACCGAUCACUGCACCUGUACACAGCCCAUCUGAAAUUAGCCCACCCAACUACCUCAUCCCUAUAUUGUUAUUUAUUUUGCUCUUUUGCACCCCAGUAUCUCUAUUUGCACAUAAUCUCUUGCACAUCUAGCAUUCCAGUGUUUUUGCACUAUAGCCUAUUUAUUGCCUUACCUCCAUAACUUGCUACAUUUGCACACACUGUAUAUAUAUUUUCCGUUGUAUUUUUUGACUUUGUUUUUUUACCCCAUAUGUAACUCUGUGUUGUUGUUUUUAUCGCACUGCUUUGCUUUAUCUUGGCCAGGUCGCAGUUGUAAAUGAGAACUUGUUCUCAACUGGCUUACCUGGUUAAAUAAAGGUAAAAAAAAAAAAAACACACCUCUGUGCUGAUAAGAAUGCUCCUACAGUAUAGCUGAAUGCCACUGAACAGUCAUAACCAAAUGAGGAGAUCUCUACUUAUUUUCAUGUGUUUGCAUGCAGCUUUCUAAGCCAGCUCUAUCUCCCUUGGACUGAUCCACCUAGCUGACUGGGAUUUCAAUCACUGGGAAUGGUAACCAUGGCAGUGGCUUCACCUGGUUAUACCUGUGGCACCAGCUGAGUUGAUAAAUUGUUUGUUUGGUUCAUUUAUUUCAGAGCUACUAAAGAAAUGGAAGAUGGAUGUGCCAUUGACUGACAUGAGGGAUAACACAAGGAACAGCUUCUUGCAAAACCUGAAAUAAGAGGAUUAUGUUGAGAAAUGCAAAUAUUUAUCAUAUUUAUGUUUUGGGGGUGUUUAUUCUAUGGUCAGACGGCCAUCUAGUGACCUUUGCCCUAUUCAUUUAGGAUAUACUGACAAUAUACAUCUCUCAGCCCAAACAAUGGGAGUCGUUGUCCACAAAGCGGCAUUGGUGAUCUAGCUCCCUCCUAUACUUUCUUUAGAUUGGUGGAUACAUCUCAUUAUUGUAAUCUUUUUUUGAAUAUUCGAUGAGUGUUGUUGGCGUCAACCGCCUGUAUUCAAUGGAGAGAUGCUAUGCUACUAGCCUCAUUCAAUUCAUUCAUUCACUCAUGCCAUCUCGUGACAACUCUGAUAUAACGUUUUUUCUCAAAGUUGCAGUGAUGUCACGUGGCCUACUUCUGUCAGUACACUCGUAACAACUUAAGCAUUACGACAAUUAUAUUCGAUCAAAUACACCUCACGUAGCAAAUAAGCCAUUCAUUUUUUUUGUUGACCAAAUUCGACACUCAUUGAACACCAUACAAAAACUGCUUCCUUGGCGGGCGAAACAACGCCACCUGCUGGAGGGAGACAGAGUAGGACAGAUUUUCCUUGGAUUUGGGCCUCUCUUACUCUAUGUGACCAUCUCUGCAGCUCUGAAUUCGAUUGCUCUUGGUUGAAUGUUGAUCGCGUAACAUUUAUUGUCUCUCACUUCCGGACACACUAACAUCAACAACGAAGGGAGCUGCUAACAUUAUCGGAGAGGUGGUGGUGGCAGUAGAAAGAGUUUCAGUGACCGGGAGACUAGCUACCUGUCCACCGGUAAUAGCACCAAACUAUCGCAUCUCAUAGGUAGGCUUGGUGGUGUUACGCUUUUAAACAGUUUUAUUUUGAUCUAUUUUGUUUUCCUCCCCGGAAAAGUUGUCAUUAUUGACUAUGGAGCGCUCUUGUAGGUCAGUGAAUGCACUUUGUUGUCAGCUGGCACACUCGUUUACUAACAGUAGCUAGCUACAACUAGAAUAUUUUGUUGGCUUGCUUUCUAGCUAACGUUAUCUAGCCAGGUCCACGGAUUAAUUUAAGGCGAGUGUGGCACUGUGUGAAAUAUCUGAUCACUGUAUAGGUAACGUUAGAUGGCUAGCUAAUCAGCUAAAGUUGUUUAGCCAACUAGUUCCACUAGCUACUCAUUUCAUCAAGACUCAAGAAAAUGUGAAUGCAUUUUCGGUUGUAGCGUUAACGUUAUUUACUUUAUUUUCUGAUAUACUAAACUGGCUAGUUGAGUUUUGCUUGUGUAGUGUCAGAAAAUUGACUCUUGUCUUGAUCUUUUUCGAUUGACAUGUUUGUGUGGUAAUGCCUAGGGUUGAGAUCAAGGGUCUGCAAUCGAUCCUAUAGCAAAGCGCCCACUGAUAAAUUAUUCCUAGCCUAGCUGCCUGCUUUAAAACAGUAUCUCGUUUUCUUUUCUUUUUUUACAUACAGUUGAAGUCGGAAGUUUACAUACACUUACGUUGGAGUCAUUAAAACUCGUUUUUCAACCACUCCACAAAUGUCUUGUUAACAAACUAUAGUUUUGGCAAGUCGGUUAGGACAUCUAAAUUGUGCAUGACACAAGUAAUUUUUCCAACAAUUGUUUACAGACAGAUUAUUUCACUUAUAAUUCACUGUAUCACAAUUCCAGUGGGUCAGAAGUUGACAUACACUAAGUUGACUGUGCCUUUAAACAGCUUGGAAAAUUCCAGAAAAUGAUGUCAUGGCUUUAGAAUGCUUGACAUCAUGAGAAAAUCAAAAUAAAUCAGCCAAGACCUCAGAGAAAAAAUGGCAGACCUCCACAAGUCUGGUUCAUCCUUGUGAGCAAUUUCCAAACGCCUGAAGGUACCACGUUAAUCUGUACAAACAAUAGUACGCAAGUAUAAACACCAUGGGACCACGCAGCCGUCAUACCGCUCAGGAAGGAGACACAUUCUGUCUCCUAGAGAUGAACGUAUUUUGGUGUGAAAAGUGCAAAUCAAUCCCAGAACAAUAGCAAAGGACAUUGUGAAGAUGCUGGAGGAAACAGAUACAAAAGUAUCUAUAUCCACAGUAAAAUGAGUCGUAUAUCGACAUAACCUGAAAGGCAGCUCAGCAAGGAAGAAGCCACUGCUCCAAAACCGCCAUAAAAAAGCCAGACUACGGUUUGCAACUGCACAUGGGGACAAAGAUCGUACUUUUUGGAGAAAUGUCCUCUGGUCUGAUGAAACAAAAAUAGAACUGUUUGGCCAUAAUGACCAUUGUUAUGUUUGGAUGAAAAAGGGGGUUGUUGCAAGCCGAAGAACACCAUCCCAACCGUGAAGCACGGGGGUGGCAGCAUCAUGCUGUGGGGGUGCUUUGCUGCAGGAGGGACUGGUGCACUUCACAAAAUAGAUGACAUCAUGAGGAAGGAAAAUUAUGUGGAUAUAUUGAAGCAACAUCUCAAGACAUCAGUCAGGAAGUUAAAGCUUGGUCGCAAAUGGGUCUUCCAAAUGGACAAUGACCCAAGCAUACUUCCAAAGUUGUGGCAAAAUGGCUUAAGGACAACAAAGUCAAGGUAUUGGAGUGGCCAUCACAAAGCCCUGACCUCAAUCCUAUAGAACAUUUGUGGGCAGAACUGAAAAAGCGUGUGCGAGCAAGGAGGCCUAUAAACCUGACUCAGUUACACCAGCUCUGUCAGGAGGAACGGGCCAAAAUUCACCCAACUUAUUGUGGGAAGCUUGUGGAAGGCUACCCGAAACGUUUGACCCAAGUUAAACAAUUUAAAGGCAAUGCUACCAAAUACUUCCCACUGGGAAUGUGAUGAAAUAAAUAAAAGCUGAAAUAAAUCGUUCUCUCUACUAUUAUUCUGACAUUUCACAUUCUUAAAAUAAAGUGGUGAUCCUAACUGACCUAAGACAGUUAAAAUGUAUUUGGCUAAGGGGUAUGUAAACUUCCGACUUCAACUGUAUGUCUCAGCUCACUGGAUAUAGAACUGACCACAGUUAAGGUCAGUGUUUCACAAUCUGUUCCUCUGGUUGCACAUAUUUGUUCCAGCUCAACACUAACCCACCUGAUUCAUAUAGGGCUUAGCGAUUACUCAGGUUUGUGCUGGGAUAGAAUACAAAUGUGAAACCCUGCGGUCCGUGGGGAACAGAUUAAAUUAUAAUCCGGAAAUGUUUAGAGAUUAUAGGCCAGGACAAUGGUCUGCUCUUUGUUCCGUCUGCUCAAUAUCACCAACUCAAAACACACCAAUGAGAAUUAAAGGUGGCCUGAGGACUAUCUGAGCUAUACAGUAUGUGUGUGUUCUCAGAUGUGUGUGUGACUGUGUUUGUGCCCAUGUGUGCUCUGAUGAUUGUGAAAGCGUGUGUUUGAUCUCUGACUUCGAGUUGUGUGUGCUGUGGUGGUUGUGUAAACUCUGUCUGUCUGUGUUCUCUCAAUGUCUCUUGUCUGUAAUAUUCUGUGUGAAAAGCAGGGGUAGCAUCACCCACCAAGACCACGCACCUGCUCCUCCCUGUAGCCGGGGACACACCCCUCCACCGUCGCAACGGAGACCAAAGCGCACUAUGGUGGAUGUGACAAAAUGGCCGCUGUUUAGCCUGAUGGAAGGCCAGGAGCUCUCGUCCAUACGACAGGCCUGUGUGUUCGGAACCUCCGCCAACGAGGUCAUCUACAUCACCCACAACGACGACGUUAAGUGGCCAGAUGAUUGGAGUAGUCAAUGUGCGCGCAUGUGUGUUUUAUCUGGAGUGACCCCUAGGUCUCUCUUCUGGAAUACACACACACUGCACAUGCUGACUGGUGUCUGUGCUUGUUUCAAACAUCAGUGACCCAUCUCCCUUUCCCUUUCUUAGGUGUAUGUGUUUGGGCUGAACUGCAGUAACUGCCUGGGAACAGGGGACAGCCAGAGCACCAUCCUACCUAAGAAGCUGGACUUUUUGAGUGGGAGGAAAGUGGUCAGCCUCAGCUAUGGCAGCGGACCCCACAUCCUCCUGGCCACAGAGGGUACUACAUCACAUAACACGGCCACAACGUUCAAGAGGACGGCACAGAACGUUGGACAUAGAAAUGUCUUUAAUAGAGUUGACAUGAUUCCCUAAUCCCUAUUCCAGAUGUCUGUUCUAAGUAUUUCUACCACUAUUUGGGGUUUCUAACACACCGUUUCCUCCAUUGUGUGUCAGAGGGCGAGCUGUUUGCCUGGGGCCACAAUGGCUACAGCCAACUGGGGAACGGGACCACCAACCAGGGGGUGGCUCCUGUGCUGGUGUCUGCCAGCCUGCUCAACAAGAGGGUGAUGGAGGUGGCCUGUGGUUCACAUCACUCCCUGGCUCUGACCAACACUGGAGAGGUGAGCGAAGGAAGGAUGGAGAGGCAAAGUGAGGGAGAGAGAGAGUGGGAGAUAGGUGGCUUUUGACUCCUCACCCCAUGAUCCUUAUUAAUGCUGGAGAGGUUAAAAGAUGAAAGUAUAGAGAGAAGGAUGGAGAGAGAAAGAGGAGAGAGAGGUGUGUGGGGGCGGUCCAUGGGGUUCUGCUUAUAUUGAAAAUAACACUUGUGUCUGUAAGAAACAUCUGAGGGACUGGCCAACAACAUUCCAUGGAUUGAGAAACACUGCUCUAAACCCCCUUACCCUAGUCUAAACCCACUUACUGUGACCCGGUAAACCUAAGCUCUGAUAUAAAAGGCCCUAUUGUUACCCUCUGUUUAUUCACUGAGUCAGCUUUAUGUCACUGGUCCAGUGACUGACACCAUUCUAGAAUUAGCCUCUUGUAUUAUCAGGGUAGUGGGUUGGACUUGUAUUGCUGUUAGAUGUGAUGUUCUAUAGUGUUUUGCAUUAUAUUAUUAAACCUGAAGAAAAAGAAGUUAUUCAGUUAAAUGUGAUUCUCUGACCUCCCUGUCUAGGUGUAUGCGUGGGGCUACAAUAACUGUGGCCAGGUGGGGUCAGGGUCCACGGCCAACCAGCCCACCCCCAGGAGGGUGUCCAACUGUCUGCAGAACAAGGUGGUUGUCAGCAUCACCUGCGGUCAAACCUCCUCUCUGGCUGUGGUCGAGAAUGGAGAGGUGGGUGAGAGUGACCACAGUUUGGAUAUGAGGUUGAUAUUAAAUAUGUUAACUAUUUGUAUUCAAUCAGCCAGUGUACUUUAACUUAGUAGGUUCACAAGUAUGCAGCAACCUUGCAGGACACCUAAGAGAGUGUGUGUGUGCGUUUGUUUCUGUCAGGUGUACGGCUGGGGCUAUAACGGCAACGGCCAACUGGGGCUGGGCAACAAUGGGAAUCAGCUGACACCUUGUCGCCUGGUGGGCCUGCAGGGUCUCUGUGUGCUACAGGUGAGCACGCACACACACACACACACACACACACACACACACUACUUCCACUAACGUUAACCCCUCUCUUCCCGUCCAGAUAGUGUCUGGCUAUGCCCACUCCUUGGCCCUAACAGACGAGGGGCUGCUGUAUGCCUGGGGGGCCAACACCUACGGCCAGCUGGGCACAGGCAACAAGAGCAACCAACUCAGCCCAGUCCAGAUCAUGGCUGAGAAGGAGAGGUGAGAAAUGUGUAUAUACACAGGCAGACACACAGUACACAUCAUGGCUGAGAGAGAGAUGAGGCGGUCUAUGAAUACACACUGAUCUCCUCCCUCCUCUCCAGCAGGAUUGUAGAGAUUGCAGCAUGCCACUCCACACACACCUCAUCAGCUAAGACUCAGAGUGGCCAGGUGUACAUGUGGGGCCAGUGUAGGGGUCAGUCCAUCGUCUUGCCCUUCCUCACACACUUCUCCUGCACUGAUGACGUUUUUGCCUGCUUCGCCACGCCCUCAGUCAUGUGGAGGCUGCUCUCCAUGGGUAAGGGUGUGUGUGGGACUGCGCUGGAGGUUCCUGACUGAGUGCGUCCUCUCCUUUUGGCAGAUCAUGAUGACUUUCAUUGUGUUUGUGUGUUCUCUCCAGAGCAUGAUGACUUCCUGACGGUGUCCCAGUCUUUAAAGAAGGAGUUUGACAGCCCAGAGACGGCCGACCUCAAGUUCAGCGUAGACGGCAAAUACAUCCAUGUGCACAAGGCUGUGCUCAAGAUCAGGUCAGGCAGGUUGUUCAUUGGGCUCUAACACAGCAAGAUCAAAUUACCCAGCCAACAUCAAAUACUUUUUUGGAUUAUUGUGAAAGUUUGAAGUUGAAUGGGCUAUUAUUGAGAGUCAAGUUGUUUUACCAGACCCAUUGCAAGUUUCUUUCGUAGUGAAUGAGGAAAUGUGGAUUUUUUUCCACAAUAUAAUAGAACACAGGUUUUACAUUAGGGCUAUUCAAAGGACCCAAAUACACUUAAAGGGAUAGUACAGGAUUUGACAUGAAGGCCCUUAUCUAUUUCCCCAGAGUCAAUAAUGAACUCGUGGAUAAUAUUUAUAUGUAUCUGUGUCCAGUAUGAAGGAAGAGAGGUAGUUCCACGAGCCAAUGCUAAAUAGCUUAGCACAAAGACUGAAAGUAUUUUGGUACAGCUAGCAUGCUUAAAAAUGGUAUCUACAAGUUCAUGUGACUCUCGGGAAGUAGAUAAUGGGCCUCAUUGCCAAAAUCCUGAACUAUCCCUUUAAAUUUAGGAUAUUUAGUGAUACUAACAGCUGUCCUCUCUACACUGCUAGGUGUGAGCACUUCAGGUCCAUGUUCCAGUCCCAUUGGAAUGAGGACAUGAAGGAGGUGAUAGAGAUCGACCAGUUCACCUACCCAGUCUACCGCUCCUUCCUAGAGUUUCUCUACACAGACAACAUAGACCUGCCCCCAGAGGACGCUAUUGGUCAGUCCCACACCCAGCCAUGCCUUACUGACAAGGGAAUUAAUCAAUAGGGAGGGUUAAAGGCUGUGACAGUGACAGUGCUACCAGUCAAGCUCAUAUAUAUUGGGGUAAAACUUGUCUGUAGACCAAGGAUCAUUGAUUUAUAAAAGUCCAGAAACACAGAUGCAGAUACAAUAUACACAUAACUAAGCAAACAAUGUAUGCAAACAUCCCAAGCCAACAGUGAUCCAGACAGUCUAUCCUGUAUCGUUGUCAGGUCUGCUGGACCUGGCCACGUCCUACUGUGAGGACCGCCUGAAGCGUCUAUGUCAGCACAUCAUCAAGAGAGGCAUCACCAUCGAGAACGCCUUCUCUCUGCUCGCUGCUGCCGUGCGCUACGACGCAGAGGUCAGUCCUGCUUCCAUACCUAGCAACAGGUAACCCUUCACCCAAUCUUAACCUUUAGGCAGAUUAACACAUAUCUGACCUUGUACCAGUGGCUAAGAGCAACUUUUACCAAGCCUACUCUACCAGGGUUGUGUUCAUUGGGGCACACCAUAGCAAAGGAAAAUUAAAACGAGCGUUUGUUAUUGGACAAGUUCAAACAAGUGCUAACUUCCUAUUUCCUGCUUAACCACGUGGCGUAUCUAGGACCUGGAGGAGUUCUGCUUUAAGUUCUGUGUGAACCACCUGACGGAGGUGACUCAGACUGCAGCCUUCUGGCAGGUCGAAGGAAACCUGCUUAAAGAGUUCAUCUGCCGAGCCAGCCGCUGUGGAGCCUUCAAGAACUGA
Messenger RNA from Coregonus sp. 'balchen', 9774 nucleotides. The record is from the annotation of a GenBank genome assembly. NCBI's taxonomy places the organism in Eukaryota, Metazoa, Chordata, Actinopteri, Salmoniformes, Salmonidae.